AUGCGUCUUACUAAUGAUGAUGAUACCAAGAUGGUAAAUGAAUGGAGGAAGGCAUCGGCAUAUCUUCUAAACUCCCACAAAUCAACAAAUGCGCCAUCCAACUACCCUCUUAGAGUAGAAGCAACGAGUCCCAAACAACAGCGGCAGCCAAAAGGGCCGGAACCAAAGCCCGGGCCCGAAAACCCGAGGCGAGGCUCGAGUGGGGCCCGCUUCCCGAUGGAGGGCUCGAAGGCGGUGGUGGCGGAGGAAGAAACCAUUGAUGAGCUUGAGGACAAGAGACAACUUGUAUGUGAUAGCAUUCAAGUUGGAGUUGAACAAGUUUUGGAGAGAUGCCCGAGAAGAAAGAUCACUGAUGCAAGAAUCACAACAUUAUCGAUUACGGGGAGGGACUUGCACUUGGAAAAAUUCCACUUCAAAUGGAGUUGGUUACCUACUUAA
Striga asiatica is the source of this 438-nucleotide messenger RNA. Lineage: Eukaryota; Viridiplantae; Streptophyta; Magnoliopsida; Lamiales; Orobanchaceae. The record is from the annotation of a GenBank genome assembly.